AUGACUGGUGGAGACAUAAUGCUGGAGGCAUACUUGGCCUCAACUGGCAAAAGACUGGCCUCACUUCAGAUCCAGCCGCAUGUGACAGUUGCAGAAAUUUGUGAAGCUGUUUCAGAGGCCAUCUCUUCGAGUGCGGAAUCUGCAGGUAUUGCAGAAUACCCUUGUUCGCAACGCUUUCGGGCUGUUGAGGGUGCAGAGCUGUUGGAGGACACCCUUUUGCUUGAGUCUUCGGGACUGUUGGAGGGCUCAUCAACAGGUGAGACAUUGCUU
Molecule: messenger RNA, 270 nt
Organism: Symbiodinium pilosum
Lineage: Eukaryota; Dinophyceae; Suessiales; Symbiodiniaceae
Source: the annotation of a GenBank genome assembly